AUGGGGCAGGCUCCCCUCCGGGCCCCUUCGGGGCCUCAGGGCCCCCUUCUGCAGACGGGCCCCGAGGCUGCCCCCGAGGGAGAGCUGGUGGCUGCGCUGCGGGCGCCUGGCAGGGCAGAGCCUGUGGUGCUAAAGAAGUAUGGGUGUAAGCGAUGGGUCAGUGCAGGUAGAAGCUUGAAGAACCUCUUGGGAAUGUUCCAGAGGCUGCUGCCCAACCGCCUGAGUCCUGGCAAAGCCCCAGCCGGUCCGCAAUUGCUGCCGCCGCCUCCAACCAAGCGCUACCUCGGCGGAGGGGAGGGCGCCCGCGGCCCGAGCGCGCGGCCCAGCGUCGCGGCGGCGGCUCGUCGGACCCCGGACUCGCCGCGGCGCGAAGCAGCCGGCUCCGGGCCGCGAGAGCCCUGCUCGGCGCCCCGCGCUCGUGCCUGCCGCUCCCGCCUCGGGCCGGCCGCGGCGCCGGGAGCCGGAGCGAUGCUGCGCCGCCCUGCGCCCGCGCUGGCCCCGGCCGCCUGGCUGCUGCUGGCCGGGCUGCUGAGCGGCGGCGGGGUCUGGGCCUCGCGAGUUAACAAGCACAAACCAUGGCUCGAGCCCACCUAUCAUGGCAUAAUCACAGAAAACGAUAAUGCAGUGCUUCUUGACCCUCCUCUGAUUGCCCUGGAUAAAGACGCACCUCUGCGAUUCGCAGGUGAGAUCUGUGGAUUUAAAAUUCACGGGCAGAAUGUCCCCUUUGAUGCAGUGGUAGUGGAUAAGUCCACUGGCGAGGGAAUCAUUCGCUCAAAAGAGAAACUGGACUGUGAGCUGCAGAAAGACUACACAUUCACCAUCCAGGCCUAUGACUGCGGCAAGGGGCCGGACGGCACCAACGUAAAAAAGUCUCAUAAGGCAACUGUCCAUAUUCAGGUGAACGAUGUGAACGAAUACGCACCGGUGUUCAAGGAGAAGUCCUACAAGGCAACCGUCAUCGAGGGCAAACAGUAUGACAGCAUCUUGCGGGUGGAGGCUGUGGACGCAGAUUGCUCCCCUCAGUUCAGCCAGAUUUGCAGCUAUGAAAUCGUCACUCCAGAUGUGCCGUUCGCCAUCGACAAAGAUGGUUAUAUAAAAAACACAGAGAAGCUGAACUACGGGAAGGAGCACCAGUACAAGCUGACAGUCACCGCCUAUGACUGCGGGAAGCGGAGAGCAGCAGAAGAUGUCUUGGUGAAGGUCAGCAUCAAGCCCACCUGCACCCCGGGGUGGCAAGGAUGGAACAAUAGGAUCGAGUAUGAGCCUGGCACGGGCACCUUGGCCCUCUUCCCCAGUGUGCACCUGGAGACAUGUGAUGAAUCCGUGGCCUCGGUGCAGGCGACGGUGGAGCUAGAGACUGGCCACAUCGGGAAAGGCUGUGACCGGGACACCUAUUCUGAGAAGUCCCUUCACCAACUGUGUGGUGCUGCGUCUGGCACUGCUGAGCUGCUCCCUUUCCCGAGCGGGUCCUCGAACUGGACUGUGGGCCUCCCCACUGACAAUGGCCACGACAGUGACCAGGUCUUCGAGUUCAAUGGCACACAAGCAGUGAGGAUCCCAGAUGGCGUUGUCUCGGUCAACCCGAAAGAGCCUUUUACCAUUUCUGUGUGGAUGAGGCACGGCCCUUUUGGCAGGAAGAAGGAGACGAUUCUCUGUAGUUCAGACAAAACAGACAUGAACCGACACCAUUAUUCACUCUAUGUCCACGGCUGCCGGCUUAUUUUCCUCCUCCGCCAGGAUCCUUUGGAAGAGAAGAAAUACAAACCUGCAGAAUUCCACUGGAAGUUGAAUCAGGUCUGUGAUGAGGAGUGGCAUCACUACGUCCUCAAUGUGGAAUUCCCAAGCGUGACUCUCUAUGUGGACGGAGUUUCUCAUGAGCCCUUCUCUGUGACCGAAGAUUACCCGCUUCAUCCAUCCAAGGUCAAAACUCAGCUCGUGGUUGGGGCCUGCUGGCAAGAGUAUCCAGCAUUUGAAAAUGACAAUGAAACCGAGUCUGUGCCUGUGGCCUCUACAGGUGGUGAGCUGCACAUGACCCAGUUUUUCCGAGGUAACCUGGCCGGCCUGACCGUCCGUUCCGGGAAACUCACUGACAAGAAGGUGAUCGACUGUCUUUAUACCUGCAAAGAAGGGCUGGACCUGCAGGUCCCCGAAGACAGCAGCAGAGGCGUGGAGAUCCAUACGAACCCCAGUCAGUUGGCAUUGACCUUGGAGGGAGAUGACAUUGGGGAGCUGGAUAAGGCCAUGCAGCACGUUGCCUACCUGAACUCCCGGCAGUUCCCCACACCGGGAAUCCGAAGACUCAAAAUCACCAGCACGGUCAAGUGUUUCAACGAGGCCUCCUGCAUCUCCGUGCCCCCGGUGGACGGCUACGUGAUGGUGCUGCAGCCCGAGGAGCCCAAGAUCAGCCUCAGUGGCGUCCACCAUUUCGCUCGAGCAGCUUCUGAAUUUGAAAGCCCAGAAGGGGUUUUCCUUUUCCCUGAGCUUCGGAUCAUCAGCACCAUCACGAGAGAAGUGGAGCCUGAAGGGGAAGGAGAUGAGGAUCCCACAGUCCAAGAGUCGCUGGUGUCUGAGGAGAUCGUGCAUGACCUGGAUACCUGUGAGGUCACAGUGGACGGGGACGAGCUGAACCCGGCCCAGGAGAGCCUGGAGGUGGACACGGCCCGCCUGCAGCAGAAGGGCAUUGCAGUGAGCGCCUCCGACCUGGGCAUGGUCUUCACGGGUGUGGACACCAUGGCCAGCUACGAGGAGGCCCUGCGCCUCCUGCGCUAUCGGAACUGGCACACCAGGUCUCUGCUCGACCGGAAGUUCAAGCUCGUCUGCUCGGAGCUGAAUGGCCGCUACGUCAGCAACGAGUUUCAGGUGGAGGUGAACGUCAUCCACACGGCCAGCCCCAUGGAGCACGCCAGCCACAUGGCCGCGCAGCCCCAGUUCGUCUACCCGGAGCACCAUGCCUUCGUCGACCUCUCGGGUCACAACCUGGCCAGCCCCCAUCCCUUUGCAGUUGUCCCCAGCACUGCCACGGUGGUGAUAGUGGUGUGUGUUAGCUUCCUGGUCUUCAUGAUUAUCCUGGGCGUGUUCCGGAUCCGGGUCGCUCACCAGCGAACCAUGCGGGACCAGGACGCCGGGAAGGAGAACGAGAUGGAUUGGGACGACUCUGCCUUGACCAUCACCGUAAACCCCAUGGAGACGUACGCGGACCAGCACGGCGCCGAGGACGGGGAGGAGGAGGAGGAGGAGGAGGAGGAGGAGGAGGAGAGCGAGGAGGGGGAGGACGACGACGACAUCACCAGCGCCGAGUCGGAGAGCAGCGAGGACGAGGAGGGCGGGCACGGAGACCAGCGGAACGUGAGCAGGCAGCAGCAGCUGGAGUGGGACGACUCCACCCUCAGCUACUGAGCCGCCGCCGCCGCCCCCGCCGCCGCCCUUUCCGCUUCGGGAGACUCCGCCGUCCU
Molecule: messenger RNA, 3452 nt
Organism: Odobenus rosmarus divergens (Pacific walrus)
Lineage: Eukaryota; Metazoa; Chordata; Mammalia; Carnivora; Odobenidae
Gene: CLSTN1
Product: calsyntenin 1
Exons: 20
Coding region: 1-3396 (1131 amino acids)
Biological process (GO): positive regulation of synapse assembly; homophilic cell-cell adhesion; positive regulation of synaptic transmission
Cellular component (GO): cell surface; postsynaptic membrane
Molecular function (GO): kinesin binding; X11-like protein binding; calcium ion binding
Source: RefSeq, a predicted model, not a curated record